AAGAGUGUGUCGGAAUCGUUCAUUAAAGUUUCUACACAAAUAUUAAAUUUAAUAUAACAUGUUUCCUAUUCUCUUCAUUUAUAUUUGUAUUUUGAGGUACAAAUAUUCCAAAAAGGUUUGAUAAGUUUGUGAUCAAUUAUUUUAGUAUGUUUCGUGUCAUCCUUCUAUUGGCUGCCACGGCUUUGGCACAUGGUUACAAGAAUCCCCAUUAUGCACCCGGCCGGACUACGAUGGUUCACCUCUUCGAAUGGAAGUGGGACGACAUUGCUGCAGAGUGUGAGAGAUGGUUAGGUCCACGAGGAUUUGGAGGCAUCCAGAUAUCUCCUCCCAAUGAGAAUCUAAUCAUAUGGUCACAUAAUCGGCCUUGGUGGGAGCGCUAUCAGCCGAUGUCCUACCAGCUGACUACUCGUUCUGGUAACGAACAGCAAUUUGCGAGUAUGGUCAGGAGAUGCAACGACGCUGGUGUCAGAAUCUACGUAGAUGCUAUUAUUAAUCAUAUGACUGGAACAUGGAAUGAAAACGUCGGUACAGGCGGAAACACAGCCAACUUCGGCCAAUUUAAUUACCCCGGAGUUCCCUUUGGAAGAAAUGAUUUCAAUUGGCCUGAAUGUUACAUCGAACCCAGCGAUUAUGGAUGUUGCCCUGAACGAGUACGCAACUGUCAACUCUCCGGUCUUAAAGAUUUGAAUCAAGGUACUGAAUAUGUUCGACAAAUGAUCGUCACCUUUAUGAACCGUCUCAUCGACAUGGGCGUUGCUGGUUUCAGGAUUGACGCAGCUAAGCAUAUGUGGCCUGGCGAUCUUCGUAUCAUCUAUGAUAGGCUACACAAUUUGAACACCGCACACGGUUUUCCAUCUGGUGCCCGCCCUUACAUCUAUCAAGAAGUCAUCGAUCUUGGCGGGGAAGCUGUCAGUCGCGACGAAUACACUCCACUUGCUGCCGUAACUGAGUUCAAAUUCGGCAUGGAACUUAGCAGAGCAUUCCAGGGCGGUAAUCAGUUGAGGUGGCUUGCGAAUUGGGGGCCUCAAUGGAACCUUCUUGCAUCGGCUGAUUCACUAGUCUUCAUUGACAAUCACGACAAUCAAAGAGGUCACGGCGCUGGUGGAAAUAUCCUCACGUACAAACAGGCUAGACCGUAUAAGGGAGCUAUCGCAUUCAUGUUAGCUCAUCCUUAUGGCGAACCUCAGCUUAUGAGUAGCUUUGGCUUCCAAAAUACUGAGGCCGGGCCACCAAUGGACAGUAGUGGCAAUCUUAUCUCUCCUUCGAUCAACUCUGAUAACACUUGCGGCAAUGGAUGGAUAUGCGAACAUCGUUGGCGUCAGAUCUACCAGAUGGUUGCUUUUAGGAAUGUUGCUGGCAACACCAAUAUAAAUGAUUGGUGGGAUAAUGGCAGCAAUCAGAUCGCUUUCUGCCGCGGUGGACAAGGUUUUAUCGCUUUUAACAAUGACUCGUGGGAUCUAAACCAGAAUCUGCAGACUUGUCUACCUGCCGGUAGAUAUUGUGAUGUGAUAUCCGGUUCCAAGAGUGGCAACAGCUGCACAGGCAAGACAGUCACAGUUGGUAACGAUGGUCGUGCUCUCAUUUCUGUGGGAGCCAAUGACUACGAUAUGAUGCUUGCCAUCCACAGGGGUCCUGAGUCAAGUCUGUGA
Molecule: messenger RNA, 1649 nt
Organism: Diatraea saccharalis (sugarcane borer)
Lineage: Eukaryota; Metazoa; Arthropoda; Insecta; Lepidoptera; Crambidae
Source: the annotation of a GenBank genome assembly